Gigantopelta aegis is the source of this 1056-nucleotide messenger RNA. RefSeq lists its product as uncharacterized. The record is from RefSeq and is a predicted model, not a curated record. Lineage: Eukaryota; Metazoa; Mollusca; Gastropoda; Neomphalida; Peltospiridae. Gene Ontology annotation, molecular function: DNA binding. The transcript has 2 exons. Gene Ontology annotation, biological process: DNA recombination; DNA integration.
AUGUCUAUGUGGAAGAAGAAUACCACACCAAACGGAAUUCCAUCUAACAUGCUAUCACACAUGGAUGCUUUAACCCCAUCAUUACAAAGAGCAAUUCGGGAAGCUGUCAAGAAAACCACCAGAACAGCAUACUCUACAGGAUACAGCACCUUCGUGAGUUUCCUUACCAUGAACGGAGUAAAGUGGCAAACCUUAGAUCUUCCACCCAUAAAUGAAGAAAUUCUGAUAUAUUUCGUUGGGCAUUGUUUCCAAUCCCUCUGACUGCAACUGAGCACCAUCAAGUUGUAUCUGUGUGGUAUACGAUUUCAGUAUAUUCAACAUUCAGGACAUAAUCCACUGAAUACAAAGGAGGGAAAUCCACUUCCACGCCUAUCAUUAAUCCUGCAGGCAGUUAAGAAAUCACAAGUUCAACAUGUUCAACAUCGAUUGCCUAUUACAUUUGACAUUCUACUUAAAAUAGUGAAUGCUGUUCGAAGUGCAUCAUAUUCACAAUUCUUUAAAUCGGUCAUCCAUACAGUGUUUUGUGUUGCGUUUUAUGGCUUCCUGAGAUGUGGAGAAUUCACAGUGAAUAGCGAGUUUGAUUCUUUUUCUCAUUUGUGUAUUGGUGAUGUCAGUUUUAGGGAAAGAGAACAUUAUGUGAUUCUUAAUUUAAAAGGAUCUAAAACGGAUCCAGGUAGAAGAGGAGUAGCCAUUGUGUUAUUCAAAAAUGGCCUCCCAGUAUGUCCUUUCAAUGCAUUAAUAAAGUUUGUGCCAGUCAGGUUGUCACAAGGAGCUGGACCAUCAGACCCUCUAUUUAUUAUGGACAAUGGUAAACCCCUAUCACGUGAGGUGUUUAUCACAGCACUGAGACAUGUUCUAACUAUAUCAAACAUUGAUGCACGUAUGUUCAGUGGACAUUCAUUUCGUUCUGGGGCAGCAACCUCAGCAGCGAAAGCUAGGUUAGAAGACCAUUUAAUAAAAACUUUGGGUAGAUGGAACUCUGACUCAUAUUUGCGUUACAUUAAAACUCCUCUACAGAGUAUCAGACAGGCACAGCUUGCCAUGUCAACUAAGUAG